GUAGAGCAGAAAAUAAUUGGCCAUUGGCAUCGCUCCCCAGGCAAAGAGUGAAAAUGAUGGAUUUGGGAACCGGCCUUUUGUUGCCGAACAGAAAGACUAGUUUUAAGUCAGUGCGCAAAUGCCUCCGCAAGGGCAGAUCAAUGUCAAGGAAGCAGCAGUUUUGGUGCCAGAGGAGAAAAAGAUUGAAUAACACAAACAGAAGAAUUAUGGAAUUAAAAGCAGAGAUGGAAGGGAUCAGCCAAGAACAAAAACGCGUCAAGGAGGGGCAGGAGGAAGUAAGAGAAAAACUAAUAAAACUUGGAGCUGAAUGCGAUCAGCUCAGGAAGGAAACAGAAUUCAUAUUUAAACAGAGAGCUGAAACCCAGCUUCGACUCAACCUUAUCUUUGAAAUUUUGAAAGCAAAGAAAGACUGCAACCCCUCCAAAGUCACCAAUCUUAUUAUGCAUCUGCGGUUGGUCUAAUGAACCUUUUGAUUUUCCUCAAUUAAUUUCCUCAAUUCAUUAAUUCUGAAACAAGAUUACCAACUGAUUCUGUUAAUAUUGUUGAUCAGAGAAAAAAUUAAGAAAAGAAGAGGGUAAAAAAUAGAUAAAUUAGAACAAAUUAAUUGAUGUCCUGUUUGUGAUCAUCAUAAAUUGAUAAUUAUAAUUUUGUUUUCUUCCUUUUGUUGCCAGUGGACUUACGGGGAAGCAGAGCGAGACACAGUGAUCCUCAGAGAUAUGAUUAAGGAUUAAUUAAAAGUUGAUACUGAUUAUCUAUUUUUAAACUGUACUGUUAUGAUAUGAAAAUGCAGUUGUAAUCACUUUAAUAAUUGAUUUUUAAUAAAAUCUUUAUAUUUCA
Messenger RNA from Rubroshorea leprosula, 837 nucleotides. The record is from the annotation of a GenBank genome assembly. Lineage: Eukaryota; Viridiplantae; Streptophyta; Magnoliopsida; Malvales; Dipterocarpaceae.